GCGCAACGUAAACAUGUUGAAUGUCGUUCAGUGGCUGCACUGGCGGCCGCGUGUAUUUAUAUAGGGAGCUGCAUACUCAUCGUGACGCUGAUCGAAAAGCUUGUUUCACCAGACGUUCACCAAGUGUCAAUAUAAAAAAGGCGUAAGACGAAGAACGCGCGUCUGAUAGUCUUCUUUCACAGUGGUCGCGGUAAGCCGUUGUGACACGACGUGUAUUCACGUGUAUUCUAGUUUGAUCGACCGGUACAUUUAAUCUCAACCUCCGGAGCAAUGAGACUUCCGCGGAUGUUGCUCGUUGUUGCAUACCUGCUACGCUGUCAUAUCGCUCGUUCGACAGCCGCACCGACGAGAGCUACAAGUCCUUUGUUGGAUGAAGUCGCUAUUACGCUUCAGGAUGCUGUCACAACACAAGAGUCUUUUCUUAAAAAAUGCAUCGUAGAUGGAAAUGCCUAUUCUCACAGUCAAACGAUACCAUCUUAUGACACGAAUUCGCAUUGCCUAUGCGUCGUUGGUGAAGUUUACUGUUGGUGGCAGAAUUAUAAUUCAACUAGCACUAAAUUGCUUGGUUUAUCUUCCUUGCGAUCGACCACGAUGGAGAGCAAUUACACUUCAUCUCUGAAAAUGAAUACGAACAUUAUGGAUGACUUGGAAGCUUCCGGAGAUUCUGAUUCAUCGAUUGACCAACAAGGACAUAUAGAAAUUAAUGCCUUAUCAAUUACGUCUUCUGCAUCGAUCACUUGUCUCGUUAUGGGGAGAGAAUAUCGACAGGGUGAGACUCUACCGCAUUCGACUGGGAAUUGCGUUGAAUGCAGCUGUGGUUCCGAAGGGCGCGUCGAAUGUUCACCGAGGGAUUGCGUGGCACUGCGUCCUGAGAUUUUAAUUGCACCUGAUAUACCUGAGGCGCCCGACAGUGAUUUUGAAGUUUUCAACUUAGCGCGGGAUCGAGGCAUCGAUGAGAGUUUCUAAAGCAUAACGAUCUGCCAAAAUGUAAAAAACUUGCUUACCUAUUAUUAUCGUGAUAUCAUGAAUGUUGUUGAAAAGUCAAGCGAAGUCAUUUAUAAUUUUAAAGAUUAUUUUAAAGAGUUUAAUUAAUAUUGAUUCCGAUAUAGCAGACGAAAAUCGAAUAGUCAAUGAAUCGAAUGAAAAAAAGAAAGCAAAAAAUUAUUAAAUAAUUUCAAUAAAAAGACAAAUUAUAAUUUGCUGAUCAUUUUGAAUAAACGAACAAGAUUUGAAUAAAUUACUCAAAAUUAACUCAAAAUUUGUCUUUCAAAUCUCUACUAUAAAGACUAGAGACAGGAGCAUCAACUCGUGUGCAAGAAAUAUUUCGAAGAAAUGGUCCAAAAAAUCGUCAUAAUUUAAUGGUGCUGUAUAAGCAAAUUUAAAGAAUUUUGACAACUUCGAGUAAUAUAAUGGCAGUAUAAGAAGCAUAUUUAAUACAUUUUAUCUUAAUUUGAUUAUGUACACGCACCGACAGGAAUGUCCCGGUAUGUAUGUGUGAACGGUCAACGUCAUACGCACACACGCGAAACGUGAGUCAAAAAUUUUUUCUUUAUUAAAUUUUAUCUUUUUAUAUAAUUUAAUUAUUAUUUAAUUUAAUAGAAUGAAUGCCGACCUUUAGGGCACGCUGUUAAGCUGCAUUUCUUAAAGAAAGAAAAGAAAAUAUGCAUAUCGAUACUAGAGCGCACGAAACACGUAUAUAGGGACACAGUGUCCCGCGCGAUAUAUAGCUGUCUCGCUCGCAUUUUCUCGUUUGACCAUCGAGCGAGAGAGACGGCUAUUGGACACCUCCAACUCGGUAUCACAUCUUGUAAUGCUUUCUCUCUCGCUCUUGUGUUGUGGGCGAAGGACGCAACAUCGGAAUGCCCCCCCCCCCCCCCCAAAUAUUCUAUCUCCACUUUCUCCUUCAUUGCCCGGCCCACAUACAUGCGCCCUUCGUUUGUGUGAGUGUGACAUUUGUGAGCGUCACACAAGCAUACUGGGACAUCAGUCCUGCCGGAUCGUAUACAAUCUUUUCAUUUAUUAUAUGUAAUAAAAAUACAACAUGGCAUAAUUCAACGAACUUACAUUUUUGAAUAAUGACCGCCAGCUAAUAAUA
Camponotus floridanus (Florida carpenter ant) is the source of this 2095-nucleotide messenger RNA. RefSeq lists its product as uncharacterized. The transcript is spliced from 4 exons. Lineage: Eukaryota; Metazoa; Arthropoda; Insecta; Hymenoptera; Formicidae. The record is from RefSeq and is a predicted model, not a curated record. Bases 271 to 966 code for a protein of 231 amino acids.